This is a messenger RNA of Thlaspi arvense, 1042 nucleotides long. The record is from the annotation of a GenBank genome assembly. NCBI's taxonomy places the organism in Eukaryota, Viridiplantae, Streptophyta, Magnoliopsida, Brassicales, Brassicaceae.
GGUAAAAGCUAAGACAUAGUGGGUCCAAUGAACAUCAAGUUGCAUGCGCAUUAAGUGUUCAUAUGCUAUAUAGUCUAUACGUUGCCUUGUUUUUCUCCCUUCACUCGUAUGUGUUUCGUCCUAAACCUUAAAACUUAAACAGUAAGAAUCCAAAUAACACAAUGCUAAAUUCCUCACAUGCAUCCUUCACGCUUAUUUUCCUCUACUGCAUUUUCUUCUCCACACUCGCUUCCUCUUUGCCCGUUUCUGACCCCGAGCUCGUUGUCCAGGAAGUACACAGGAGAAUAAACGAGUCCAUAUCAAGAAGGAACCUAGGGUUCUUCUCUUGUGGGACCGGCAAUCCAAUCGAUGAUUGUUGGCGAUGCGAUAAGGAUUGGGAGAAAAACCGGAAACGAUGUAGACAUGGAUAUUUCCAUGUGGUGAACAAUGACUAUACACAUUGGGAAAUGUAUGCAAUCGGAGGAAGUGCUAAUCCUACCAUCAACUCUCAAGGCAACCGUUUUCUUGCUCCUGAUGACUCUUCUAGCAAAGAGGUAACAAAGCACGAGGAUGCACCGGAAAGCGAAUGGAGUAACUGGAAUUGGAGAUCCGAAGGAGAUCUAAUGCUUAACGGUGCCUUCUUUACAUUUUCUGGCGCUGGACCAACUAAAUCGUCAAGCUACUCGAAAGCAUCGAGCCUAGCCGCUAGACCGUCCUCUCAUGUUGGUGAUAUAACUAUAGCCUCCGGUGCACUCAGCUGCAAAAAGGGUUCCCGUUGCUGAUCAUAGCCCCACCGGCGUGUAUGUAUGUAUGCUGUGUGUGUAUAUAUAUAAUAUGAUGAAACCAUCACUUGUUAGCUUUAUUUAUGUACUAAUAAUCUCUGUUGGAAAAGUGAAGAAGUGUUGAUUACAUUUUAUUUGGUCGUUGUGUCGGCUAGAGUUAUGAUUACAGUCGGCAAAACUUAUUACUACACUCAACACACUUACUAAGUAGAACGAUUAUAUUAUUUUAUGUUUAGUUGAUACUUCAACAGAUUUGCUAAUAAAAUAAUUUUUAGAAACAA